Messenger RNA from Lampris incognitus (smalleye Pacific opah), 924 nucleotides. RefSeq names its product odorant receptor 131-2-like. Bases 16 to 924 code for a protein of 302 amino acids. The record is from RefSeq and is a predicted model, not a curated record. The transcript has 2 exons. Gene Ontology annotation, molecular function: G protein-coupled receptor activity. Lineage: Eukaryota; Metazoa; Chordata; Actinopteri; Lampriformes; Lampridae. Gene Ontology annotation, biological process: G protein-coupled receptor signaling pathway. Gene Ontology annotation, cellular component: membrane.
AGAGACACCUUCACAAUGGCAUUUGUGAAGAACCUGAUAGUUGUUUUGGUCUGGGUCUUCCUGAGCUACAUCAAUGGGAGUGUGGUGGCCACCUUCUUUAGAUAUCAGGUGUUUUAUGAGGACCCCCGCUACAUCCUGUUCAUCCACAUGGUGAUCAAUGAUGCCAUCCAGCUGACGAUCACCAUCAUGCUGUUUAUCCUAAGCUACAUCUUCUACAAGAUCAACGUCUCCUUCUGCUGCUUCUUCAUCCUGGUGGCUGUCUUCACGACCAGAAACACCCCCAUCAACUUAGCCAGUAUGGCCAUAGAGCGCUACAUCUCCAUCUGCAACCCCUUACGCUACGCCCAGAUCUGUACAGUGAGGCGGACAUACGUUCUUAUUGGGGUGAUCUGGUUUAUAUGUGUGGCACCAGACAUCACAGAUCUGUUUGUGACACUGGUGACCGAGUCCCUCAGCUUCUUCCAUGAGUCAGUGUUUUGCUUGCGACAGAAUGUGUUCAAAGACCCGAUCCUGGCGUACAAAAGGCAAGCCUUUGAUACCCUCUAUUUCUCCUGUGUUUUUCUGACUCUGGUCUACACCUACCUGAGGAUCCUGUUCGCAGUCAGGGCGCUUUCCACAGACAAGGUGUCAGCCCAGAGAGCCAGGAACACCAUUCUUCUCCAUGGGGCCCAGCUGGCCAUGUGCAUGCUUUCCUACAUCUCCCCCAGUGUCGAAAUCAUCCUCCAUCUCAUCUUCCCCGGUCGUGUACUUGAAAUACGAUAUGCUAACUACCUCAUUGUUUAUAUCCUGCCCCGUUUCCUCAGCCCUAUCAUCUAUGGUGUCCGAGACAAGAAAUUCAGAAAGUACCUCCAGAGGUAUUUUGUGUGCAACAGAUGCUCGGUCAAAUCACAGAAAGUGGCCAGCCAGAAUAAUGGUGACAUGUGA